Klebsormidium nitens is the source of this 1449-nucleotide messenger RNA. The record is from the annotation of a GenBank genome assembly. Lineage: Eukaryota; Viridiplantae; Streptophyta; Klebsormidiophyceae; Klebsormidiales; Klebsormidiaceae.
CAUGCAUGGUUGAGAAAGAGAGAAUGACGGGCAACGUUUGUUGACAUUGACAGUCGGAAAAGCGCUGUCUUUGACUUUGAGGAGAGGACUUUAACCAGAGAAAAGUGGCGCCAUUGUGACCUCUCGCAACGUGGAAAAGGCAAUUGCAGCGCACUGGAACGACAAAGUUCCUUAUUCCUACAUAUUGGCGGUCUCUCGCAAGCAACUGCGCUACCUGGCGCGCUAACCUCAUUGCUCCCUAGUAUGUAGACUAUCCCCUCAAUCAAUGCGGCAGAUGCAAUCCCGCCACUCCCCCUACCGGCAGCAUUCCUCGCGCAUGGCCUUUCCAAAGUACCCCCCCAUCCUGGAGUACGAGAAGCCGGCGCUGCCACGGGAAUGGACCGUGAAGGAGGCGUACGAGACCCCAUCCGAGAAGGGCAACCGCCGCUCGGACGUCCUGUGCCUGGCGGCCAUCUUUCUAGGCACGCUGCUGGUGAUUGCGAGCCUGCUGGCGGUGUUCCCGCAGAACAAGCUGUGGCAGCUGCAGGCGGGGCCGCGCCGGCCGGCGCGCUCGCAGUAUGCGCAGAUGGCGCGCUGGCUCAUGGCCAAGAACUCUUGGGGGGUCGUGAGCACAAUCUCAAAGCGCCUGGAAGGUGCGCCUUUUGGGAUGCUGGCCUCACUUUCGGACGGGUUAAGCAGUAACCACACCGGGUUACCCUACUUCUACCUGGCCGAGUUCGACAACGUCCCCCAGGACCUGGCUCAGGACAACCGCGCGUCUCUCCACUUGACAGAGGCCCAAUUCAACAGGUGUACAGAACCCGAGAAUCCCACCUGUGUCAAGGCAUCCUUUUCCGGCAAAAUCGUCCGCGUGGACCCGGCGGAGGUUCCGCAUGCCAAGUCGGUCGUCUUCUGGCGGCACCCAGAGAUGGCCUUGUUUCCAAAGGACCACAAUUUCCACUUCUACAAGCUGCUUAUCGAGGACAUCUACCUGCUGGACACGUUUGGCGGUGCUCGGCCCCUGACCGUAGAUGAAUACUUCGCCGCCCACCUUGGUGCGGAGCUUCUGUAAAGUAUGUACAUAACAAAUCGAACGGCAUAGCGGUCAGAGCGAGCACGCACGUCAGGUUGUGUUUAAACGGUCAGCUUAGUAUUCUCAUCAUGCGCACAUUAGCUUUGUAGAGAUCGCCACUAGAAAUUGGUGAAACCGGUCAAGGCGUACAUAGACACAUCGAGAAAACUUAACAUUCACCCAUUCACUGACAUGCAACAAGCCAACUAACCCCGUGUGCAAAGCUGCAUGGUCGACCAUGGUGCUGUAUGCAUUUGGGGAUUUGUUGCAAAGGAGCCGCGGAGUAGGUGGAUCUUGUGGAAAACAGAUGAUAACGCACACUCAGAUCCGGGUGAAUGGCAUCUCUGUACCUACGUAUCAAAUUAUUUUACAGCGGCAGCACGAAGCUUGAGUAGCCG